This is a messenger RNA of Delphinapterus leucas (beluga whale), 3044 nucleotides long. It is a transcript of the gene WHAMM, whose product is annotated as WASP homolog associated with actin, golgi membranes and microtubules. Gene Ontology annotation, molecular function: Arp2/3 complex binding; actin binding. NCBI's taxonomy places the organism in Eukaryota, Metazoa, Chordata, Mammalia, Artiodactyla, Monodontidae. Gene Ontology annotation, cellular component: cytoplasm; endoplasmic reticulum-Golgi intermediate compartment membrane. Gene Ontology annotation, biological process: endoplasmic reticulum to Golgi vesicle-mediated transport; Arp2/3 complex-mediated actin nucleation. The record is from RefSeq and is a predicted model, not a curated record.
UGACGCCGAUUUCAGUUCAGCGAAAAAUGACGCGGUCUGGACAGUCCAGUGGCUGGGGGUGCAGGGAGACCAGGCUCUGGCGAGCCGAGCCCUCCGGGCGCUGACCGCCGGCGGUCAUGGAGGACGAGCAACCCGACAGCUUGGAGGGCUGGGUGCCGGUCCGCGAGGACCUCUUCGCCGAGCCCGAGCGGCACCAGCUGCGCUUCCUCGUGGCCUGGAACGACGUGGAGGGCAAGUUCGCUGUGACUUGUCACGACCGCACGGCGCAGCGGCGGCGGCGGCGCAAGGGGAGCCAGCCCGGGCCCGAGCUGGUGUCCGAGCCCGUGUCUGAGGCCGCCGCGCCCCCGCCCAGCUGGGCAGGCCUGCUCUCGGCCGCCGGGCUCCGCGGCGCGCACCAGCAGCUGGCGGCGCUGUGGCCGCCGCUAGAGCGCUGCUUCCCGCGGCUGCCGCCGGAGCUGGACGCGGGCGGUGGCGGGGCCUGGGGCCUGGGGCUCGGGCUGUGGACGCUGGUAUGGCCGGCGCGCACGGACCUCGGCGAGGCGACGCUGCAGGAGCUGUGCGGGCAGCUGGAGCGCUACCUGGGCCAGGCGGCCGACGGCUGCGGCGGCGCCGCGGUGCGCGACGCGCUCUUCCCCGCCGAGGGAUGCGCGGCCGACUGCGAGAGCCCGCGCGAGUUCCGGGAGCGGGUCCUGCGCGCGCGGCUGGACGAGGCGGGGGCGCGGCUGCGCCAGGUGCUUCAAGGGCAUGAAAAAGCCAACACCAUGAUAGCAUUAAUGAAAGUGUAUCGAGAGGAAGAUGAAGCAUACCAGGAAUUAGUUACUGCUGCAACCAUGUUCUUCCAGUAUUUACUGCAGCCAUUCAGGGAUAUGCGAGAACUUGCAACUUCAUGUAAGCUUGCUAUUUUGAAGUCCUUGGAUGAGGAUGGUCUGGGUCCUAAAAGGGUAGUUGCCCUGCAGAAGGAAGCCCAAGAAUGGACCAGACGGGCUGAAGAAGCUAUAGUCUCGAUUCAAGAUAUUACAGUGAAUUAUUUUGAAAAAACAGUAGAAGCAUUAGCAGGAAUGCAGAAACAAAUGGCACAGGAUGAGAAGAGAUUUGGCCAGGCUGCCUGGGCCACAGCAACUCCCAGGUUAGAAAAACUCAAGCUGAUGUUAGCUCGGGAGACUCUGCAACUCAUGAGAGCCAAAGAGUUGUGUUUCAGUCACAAAAGAGCUGAAAUUCAGGGAAAGAUGGAAGAUCUUCCAGAACAAGAAAAAAUAAAUGUUGUAGACGAAUUAGAAAUACAAUAUUAUGAAGUUCAGUUAGAACUAUACGAGGUUAAAUUUGAGAUAUUAAAAUAUGAAGAAAUACUGCUUGUUACACAGUUGGACUCUAUUAAAAGACUUAUAAAAGAUAAACAGGAUGAAGUUAUCUAUUAUGAUCCAUGUGAAAAUCCAGAGGAACUUAAAGUCAUGGAUCAUGUAAUGGGGCUGCAGGAUGAUAAGAAUUUGGAGGUGAAGGAACUCAGCCGGCAGUGCCAGCAGCUGGAAUCUAAACGGGGCAGGAUCUGUGCCAGAAGAGCCCGUCUCAGGAACAGAAAGGAUCAAUGCAAAGAAAAUCAUCGACUCAGAUUGCAACAGGCUGAAGAAAGCAUAAAAUAUUUUCAUCAGCAUCAUAGCGUUCAGAGGAAAAGAGACCAGAAAAAAGAGGAGGAGCAAAAGAAAAAAGAAUGGAUAAACCAAGAGCGCCAAAAAACACUCCAACGAUUGAGAGCAUUUAAAGAGAGAUGUCCAGGUCGCUCUGUCCUAAAGAGCUCUCGCUCACAACCUGUGGCUCCACACCUGCCGAGUGGACUUCCCCGGCAGACAUCCCCGCUGACUUCUCAGAUGACGGCGGUGAUCCAUCCGUCCUCUAGGAAAACCAGAAGCGCUCCCUUAUCUGAAGUUAGUAACGUGAUAACCCCUGAGCCUGAAGACUGUGCUAGAAACAUCCCUGUUCAGACUUUUGUUCCAGUUGGUGCCCAUACACACUGCAGAUCAAGUGAGGAGUUGUCACUGCCGCCACCUCCUCCACCACCGCCGCCGCCGCCGCCGCCGCCGCCACCACCGCCACCGCCACCGCCCCUCCCUGCUCUGCCCUUUUCUUCUCAAUCUGCAAAUCAUCGGAAUUUACACUUCAGGACUCCAGCGAAAGAUGAUCAGCCGCUUCCUCUAGUGUGUGAAUCGCCCGCUGAGAGCCCGUGUGGUUCCUCAGACAGUCUUAGCUGCCCAGGGUCGAUGGAUGAAGUGCUGGCCUCCUUAAGGCAUGACAGGGCCCCUCUCCAGAAGGUGCAAGCGCCCACUUUGUCCCCUCCCCGUGCCUCAGUCAAUGAGCACAUUCUGGCUGCCAUAAGGCAAGGGGUCAAACUGAAGAAAGUUCACCCUGACCUUGGCCCGAGCCCCAGCAAUAAACCCACCAGCGACCUGGAGAGGAGCAUCAAGGCGGCGCUCCAGAGAAUUAAGAGAGUAUCUGCUGACUCGGAGGAGGACGAUCGUGAUGAGCAGAACCCCGGCGAGUGGGACCGUUAGCCUCUUCGCCAAGGCCCAAGGCUCGUUCUGGAAAAGCAUGUGAAUGGGGUGCUGGUAGACUGGCCACAUAACACCCCGAAAGAUCAGCAGGGCUGGGUGUGUGACGUUGCAGCUUUAUUUAACGCUGCAGCUCUUAAGGUCAGGGAAGGAAGGAGAGACGUGGUGCCUUUCACGCAUCUAAGAAUGCACGGUGAGCACAGCUGGCAUAAGAAAAUGGUAGUUAUUGUUCACCACGGAUAAUCUAGAAUCAUUCCCUUAUUCUGAAAAACGUUUACACUGCUAUGGUAAACAGCACUACUGACCGUUCCUCCCGAGUGUGUGUAGUGGUUUCCUGGGAUUGAAAGGUUUGAAUGUGAACAUUAUUUUAACAAUAAUCCGAAUAAGUUGCUUAUAAGCAGGAAUUAUUUUAAAUAUUUUAAAGGAAAUGUAUUUCAUGUAUCAGGCAGUAUAUAAACUCAUAAUAAAGAACUAUUUAUAAUGCAUCAGUGUCACUCAUGAGGA